UGUAUCAGGAGUGACUGUUUACUGCCGCUAGCUUAAAUGCUAACUUCCGUUACUAUAAACACCUUGCAUGUUAUUGUUUACGUCCAGAAAUUUCGGGCAUGCGCAGAACAAGACGACGACUGUUUACAUGUCGCUUCAGCGGCAAAACAAUUCCGUUAACAAAAUGAAACCUAGAGACGGAGGCAUCAUUAAUUUAGGGCAGUUCGCCAUAGCAAAGGGAAAAUAACGCAGAAAAACAAUUGAACUGCUCCAAACCACUCGUUCAUGUUUCUCGGUCCCUGUGUUUGCUUCGCUACGCAGACCCGUUGCCAUAGAAAUGACUGACAACAGUUACACUAUUAUAUCAAUAUUCAACAGUAAAAUCCGUUGCUUAUGUAUUAACCCCAAAUUAAGGCUGUUGCUAGUGGGUUUACCCCUUGUGCCCAGUGCAGCACUGAAAAACUUCAGUCCCCGUCCCCCUGCUGAAUGGACGCCCUUCCGGUCUGUAUAAAUAACGGAUGGAGAACAACAGCGACGACAGUGACUCUGCUACAGUCAAUGUCAACAAUGCCAAACAUCCUCUUACAUCUGAAGAAGAAGAGGAGCCAUCAGCACUCCGACGCUCUUCUCUGUUGUUGCUGUGUUUGGGGUUGCUUUGUGUCAUACUGACUGCAAAAUUCAUCUAUAUGCAUGUGAUGACAGCCAAUCAGCAGGAAAGUAUCAAAAACCUUACAACAGAAAGAAGACAAAUGAUUGAGGAACGAAAGAUGAAGGAGAACAAGAUUGAGGAGGUGAUCCGAGACAGACACCUGAGCGUAGUCAGAGAAGGACUUACCCGAGAGAGGCUUACUCAAGAGAGAGAGGAGCUGAACAAAGAGAGAGAAGAGCUGAGGAAAAAGAUUGACGACCUGAGCUUAGAGAAAGAAGAGCUGAGCAAAAAGAAUGACGAUCUGAACAAUGAGAAAGAUGAGCUGAACAAAGAGAAAGACGAGCUGAGCAAAAAAACAGCAGAGCUGAGCAGCAAGACAGAGGAGCUGAGCAAAGAGAAAGCAGAGCUGAGCAAAAACACAAAGGACCUGAACAAAGAGAAACUCGAGCUUAACAAAGAAAAAGACAAGCUGAGCGAAGACAAAAAGGAGCAGAGCCAAGAAAAAGACAAACUGAACAAAGAGAAAGACGAGCUGAGCAAAGACAAAAAGGAGCUGAGCCAGGAGAAAGAGAAACUGAACAAAGAGAGAGCAGAUCUGAGCAAAGAGAAAAAGUAUCUGAGCACAGAGAAAGAGGAGCUGAAGAAAGAUAAAGCAGAGCUGAACAAAGAGAGAGAGAAGCUGAGAGUAUUGACAGACGAGGCAGAGAACCGAUGCAAAAACAGAGAUGCUCUGAAAAACUUUUAUGAUGCCCUCAUGAAAUUUGACAGUUUUCCAGUGCAUGAUUUGUGCCCAGUAUGGUUGAGACCAAAGUGCCAUCAUUGCACAAAACACGAGAAAUCCUACAAGGGACACUGCUACUAUAUUUAUCCAUAUGACAUAGGUUAUGCAAACUGGGACCGAAGUCGACAGUUGUGUAAGAUUGAAGGUGGAGACUUGGUUGUAAUUGAUGAUCUGGAGGAGCAGGAAUUUAUCAACAAUCACACCAAGCAAUACGAUUCUGAUAACCAUGGAUACUGGAUAGGGUUACGUCAUUUUCGACGCAAUUGGUCCUGGGUUGAUGGACGUAGGAACUUUCUCGAGUUCUGGAUUAAGGGGAUUCCCCAUUCUUCAGGAGCAGCCCUGCAUAUGCCACGAAAAAAAGCCACAGAGAGCUGGAAGGCAGAAGACAAACUGGAAGCAUACAAAUUCAUCUGUGAGCGUCUGGAGAUUUCUUGGCCCUUUAGCUAACACUGUUCUCUUAAAGCUUCAAUGAGGAACACUCAACUGUGUCAUCAAAUUUUGGCGAAUCUCAUGAAUAAAAAAUCAAUCUCUGAAA
Messenger RNA from Xiphophorus couchianus (Monterrey platyfish), 1944 nucleotides. Its product is annotated as C-type lectin domain family 4 member M-like. The transcript has 7 exons. NCBI's taxonomy places the organism in Eukaryota, Metazoa, Chordata, Actinopteri, Cyprinodontiformes, Poeciliidae. The record is from RefSeq and is a predicted model, not a curated record. Bases 498 to 1856 code for a protein of 452 amino acids.